CCAGAAGGUGGCAGUAGUGCACACCACAAGUAGCUUGCCAAGCACCAAUUAGUGACAGAAGAAGAACAAGCAACAGCAAUGGCUGGGAGCAGGCUACAAAGAAUCGGAACUGUAUUUACACGGGUUCGAGAUCUAAUGCGCUCUGGAGUCAUCAAGCCAACAGAGAAACCCAUCUGGUACGACGUCUAUGAAGCUUUUCCACCGACACGGGAACCACUUUACGUCAAGACCCAUACUCGAUCCUGGGACAAGAAACCAGACACCGUGCCUGAAAUUUUCUACACAGAAGAUGAAGUUAGAGCGAAGUUCUACGAUCAGUACGGGAUGGGUCUUCGGCCAUUUGAUCUAUCCAAAUCAAACUUUGUCUCUACCUGUCAGAGGUUUGUCGACAAGUACGCCGAGUUAAAGAGCCAGUCGGAAAUGGAUCAGUCUGUUCUGUUUGAGGAGACUGCAAAGGCUUUACUCGCGGAAGGGAUCAUACUCCGAAGGAGAGGUGUUCCAGUGGUGGCAGCAGAGCCCAGGGAUCCAGUGUUGGGGCUGAAGCUAACAGACAUGUUGGCCCAGCAGCAGUCAGGUCAAAGUGAAGGCCAGCAAGAACCUGAAGAGCGUAGCACGCACACCUCCUAGAAUUCACUCACAUCGUCACAAUUUGCAUCGAAUUGUGACAUUAGUCCCAUAAUAUAUUUUUGCCACAACCUAAUUUUUCAAGAUUUGUCUUUAAUAUUUCAACUUUAUGCUACUAAAAUUACAUUUUAGGAUCACCUUUUUUAAUAUUUUGACUAUUAUCAUAAAAUGACUGCUGAUUUGUACAUUAUUGCUGCCCCCAGUUGGACACCUCUGCUUGAGAGCAGUGCAGAAAUACCUGGGUUUACAAGCACAUAAAUGGACAAAAAGGAAACAGUAUAUACACUUUCAGAUUAUCAUUUUGCAAACAAAGUGAUGCUUUCACGUGUAAGUUAAUAAAUAUUGUUCUGAAACUAA
Molecule: messenger RNA, 981 nt
Organism: Doryrhamphus excisus (bluestripe pipefish)
Lineage: Eukaryota; Metazoa; Chordata; Actinopteri; Syngnathiformes; Syngnathidae
Gene: mrps23
Product: mitochondrial ribosomal protein S23
Biological process (GO): translation
Cellular component (GO): mitochondrion; ribosome
Molecular function (GO): structural constituent of ribosome
Source: RefSeq, a predicted model, not a curated record